AUGCCGGAGGAGAGUCAUGUUGUGACUGGCCAUGUUAAACUGAAGGACGUGACUGCAGUUCCUUUGAUCUCAACUCUUGCAGGAGACGUUGGGAUGAAGCUGUUCCUGUGCCUGAUCCUGUUUGUCUGUGUACAUCACGUUUGGUCAGACUGUGCCCAGCGCUGUGUUGUGACCGGACUGCUAGGUGGUCAAGCAACGCUACCCUGCACCUAUAAGGAAAAAGGAAGUUUCCCGCUCUCAUCUGUCCGUCUAUAUUGGCAAACGGAUCAGAAAGAGCUGGUCUAUGGAUAUUACAAUAGCCAAAGCGAUGAAACUCACCAGAAACACCAGUACAAGGGGAGAGUGAUAGUCUUCGAGACUGAGGUACAGAGUGGAAAUCUCUCUCUCCAGAUUCACAAUCUCACCAUUAAUGAUGAAAAGAACUACUUCUGCUACUUCUUUGUCAACACUAAGAAGGUCCUUGAGUGUCAUGUCCAACUGCAGAUAGCUGCUCGCUUCAGUCGCCCAGUGAUAUUGGGACCACAACAGGAAGCUAUUCGACCAGGUGAGGAAGUGAACCUCACCUGCCAAUCCUCAGGCGGGUACCCGAAGCCACUUGUUAAUUGGACGGACGCCGGGGGCAACUUGCUGCCUGGACAAAGCCAGGUGGACACAACAAUGCAGCCUGACCCAGUCAGCGGCCUCUGGAAUGUGACGAGUGUCCUGCGAGUGAAUGUAACUGUUACCUCCACCUUCCUCUGUUCCAUCUUCAACAUUUGGACACAGGAGAAACAGGAUUCAGAAGUGUCAAACAUUACACUCAAUACCAAGCCUUAUCCACAGACAGGAGCUGCUCAUGCACACUAUCUCAUCGCCAUCUAUGUGCUGAUCGCUGCUUUUUUAUGUCUGGUUGUUGUGGCAAUCAUUGUCUUUUCAAGAAAACGACAUAAGAGUUUUUACAGGGGUGUGGCCACAGCAGAUGGAGGAACAAACCGAACCGGGAUUUACAACACUUCAACAGAGACGUGCAACCUUUAAGGCAGCGAGAGGUUGGCCGACGCCGGGAGGGGAGGCAGGAGGACCAGCCUGGCCCAGUGAGUGCCUCCUCAGGAGGAGGAGGAGGAGGAGGAGGAGGACGAGGAGGAGGUGCCUCCCAGCAGGGGGCAGCAGCUCCGCCUGAAGGGGACAGAAAUGGAGGAGCCUCCAACAGCUAGGUAGACGAAGCAAUGGAGGUUCCUCGCCCGGACCGGCUAACGUUGAGAAGAGAGGGCAAGGCCAGCAAGGAAAGAGAGAGAGUCUACCUUUCUCCAACCCCCUUUUCACCACCUCAGCCCGUCCCAGAGUGCUUUGCGGCCGAUGGACUAUGGUCAGGUUGAAGCGCGCUCGCCGCUGUGAUGCCAGCUGCGCACAGCAAGAUCCCACCGACAGCAACAUGAUAACGGCCCAGAUCACCUGCUUUCCUUUCUCGUGCUGGUGGCUGAGGGAUAAAUAUCGGCCCCAGGACAACCGGGGAGAACUCCACCCCCCCACCCUGCUCUUCAGCUAAAUAGCGGCCAUGGGAUCUUUCACACCCGCCCGAGAGGGCAGACGGG
Carcharodon carcharias (great white shark) is the source of this 1571-nucleotide messenger RNA. Its product is annotated as CD276 antigen-like. The record is from RefSeq and is a predicted model, not a curated record. The coding region runs from base 1 to 1017 and encodes 338 amino acids. The transcript has 7 exons. Lineage: Eukaryota; Metazoa; Chordata; Chondrichthyes; Lamniformes; Lamnidae.